CUCGUCGGCGCCGCGAGGGGGGGCGGCGCUCGCGGGGCGGGGCUGCGUCGCGCGGCGAUGGCGCUGGGCAGGCCGCGGCCCAGGCGAUGAACCACCACUUCGCGUCGUCGUGGUUGCAGAGGCUGUCGGAGAAGCUGGAGCAGCUGACGGAGUGGUCGUGGGCGCAGAACCGCCAGGAUGCCUGCAGGAUCAGCACCGGAGCCUGUUCCGCGAGUUCUUCAACCCGUCUUUUCAGAAGACGCUGGCCCUCGUGGAUGAGCAGAAGAAGGAGAGCUUCCUCAAGCUCAUAGAGAGGCACCUCUACAAGUUCGACGACGCGACGCAGCAGUUCCCCCUCGGCUGCCUCUGUGCCCUCCUCCUGCACGGGAAGGACGGGCACCAGGCGCGGGACAAGGUGGUGGCCUGGGUGGAGUUCCUUCUGCAGCGGCUGCAGGGCAGCCCGGGCCCGGACGUGGUUAACCAGGUUGUGGAGGAGUGCCUGUCGGCGCCGUUUCAGAAGUUCGUCCCGCUGAUGGAGGAGGGCCUCCGCGCUCGCCUGGCCGACGGCCUCGGCGGCCCGCUGCAGACCGUCAGCGAGGAGACGCAGAAGCGCCUAACUGACGGGCUGCCGCUGGUGCUGACCAGGAUCGAGAGUCUCGUGGUCAGCUGCACGGCCGAGCUGAACGACUGGCUCACGUCGGCGCCGCGCUUUCCGCGCACCCCGAUCGCGUUGGUGGACACGCUGACGAAGCUGGUCGAGCCCGAGCUCGAGGCCCUGGGUACGGAGCUGCAGAGGCGCCUCUUCACGAUGGACGGGAACCAGGUCAUGGAGAUGUGGCUUUCGUCGCGACUGAAGAAGUACAACGGCGAAGUGGUGACGAGAUUUGCGACCCUGAUGCUCGACCCCAUCCGGCCCGAGCAGCUCCUCCACAGGCUGCUGCCGCUGCUCCCCGCCAGGACCGACGCCGGGGAGGUGGAGGCCGGCUGGGUCGCCCUGGACAGGCCCUCCGAGCUGGCCAGCGCGCUCCUCGCCUGGAUGGCCGAGUGCGUGCCGGGCUCGUUCUGCCCCCAGCACACGCUCCACCCGCAGACGCUGAUGACGGCUCCCGGCGGAGGCUCUGCCCUGUCGGGAGGGGAGGGCCACGACGACGGCGGCGACGACGACGACGAGGGGCUUGUGCUCCCAGCCCGCGGAGCACGCUCGGAGGCAUCCCCGCCGGACCUGCUCCGACUGCCUCCGGCCGCGACCCUCGCGAGCACCCACAUGAGGAAGACUUCCGCCAGCGCUCGCGCGAAGAAGGCAUCCACGAAUACCAGCUUGAUAAAGACCUCCACGUGCACCCACGCGAAGAAUGCCUUCACGAACAUUCCCACGAAUGCAGCCCCACUGGCGGCCAGGUCCACGAGCGCCCUCCCGACGAAGACCUCCGCGAGCACCUUCUUGAAGGAGGUCUCAACGAAUGCCCGCGCGGAGAAGACCCUCAUGAGCACCCGCGCAAGGAAGACUUCCGCCAGCACCCGUGCGAAGCACGUGCCGUAA
Prorocentrum cordatum is the source of this 1519-nucleotide messenger RNA. The record is from the annotation of a GenBank genome assembly. Lineage: Eukaryota; Dinophyceae; Prorocentrales; Prorocentraceae.